CUUGCAAUUUGGUUUCGUUGCUGAACCACUUGGUACUAUCACAGCCAUUACGGACAAAACUUUAAAUUUUAAAACUUUGGUUGGAAAUGAGGAAGAGGAAAAUGAAGAGAUGAACUUUAACUGCAAAGAUUUAGAAUACAUUGUGAAAGGAAGGUUAUCUGGAAAAGAGAUGACUUUCGAGAAGAAAAUAAAUUUGGUAGGAAAUUUACAACUUCAAAACUUUAGUUUCAGCUUGAAUUCUAUGGAUGGUGCAGGAUUUGUUAUGAAAGGAAAGAAACUAAGGCCUUCGGAAGCAAGAGUAUCAAAUCUUAAAGUAGAAAAAACUCGUACAGUAGUACCUUUGGUGACUUACUUUUUUGAAGAAAUAUGCCAAGAACCUUCUGUGACAGGGGGCAAGGGCUCUUCAUUAGGAAAACUCACUGAACUUAGUAAAAAAAUGAAAAAUUUCAUUGUUCCUGAAGGUGUGGUUGUCACCACUGCAGCAUAUGAGCUAUUUAUAACAAAAGAAGUUCUCCAGGAUAUUGAGAACUUGGAAAGAGUUUUAUAUGGAAAUGUUCCAGGAGAUGUAAAAGAAAUUUGUAAAAGAGUUAUGGAAAAAGUUUCGAAGUCAAGUAUUCCAGAUAAAGUACUUCAAUCAAUCGUAAAUACUCUCCAAAAAAUAUUUCCUGACCAAGAUGUGUUAAAGUUUGCUGUACGUUCAUCAGCAACAGGAGAAGACUCUGAAGGUAUGUCUGCAGCUGGCCAAAUGGACACCUUUCUAGGAGUUUCUGGACUGAGCAAGAUUCUAACUGCUGUUAAAAAAUGCUGGGCAUCGCAAUUUAGCUUCACUGCUGUGCAGUAUAAAAGGCAGAAUGGCCAGAUAAUUAAUUCACCAAUGGCGGUCGUGAUACAGAAGAUGGUACCAUGUGAUGUAGCUGGUGUUUUAUUCACGUGUAAUCCAAUGACUGGAAAUCCAACCGUCAUAACCAUAACCGCCAACUAUGGACUUGGAGAGUCAGUUGUCUCGGCUUCUGAAGAACCAGAUACGAUAGAAAUAAAAAGAAAUCCAAAUGAUCAACUAUUUAUAAUGAACAAAGUCAUUGGGGCUAAAAAUCGACGUACAGUUGCGGCUCAAGAUAUGGACGGAACUCGUUCUGAGGACGUUCCUGCUGAAAAACGACAAGAUUGCUGUCUACCUGAUGAAAAAGCUUUAAUGUUGGCGGAUUUGGCUGUUACGGUAGAAAAAUACUACAGAUUACACCAGGAUAUCGAAUGGGGUUUUUGGAAAAAUGGCUUGUAUAUUUUUCAGUCUAGGCCUGUAACAACCGGUUGUGGGGAAACAGAUUUCGAAAUUGAUCAUGAACUAGAUGCGCCAAUGAGAACUGAAAAUGAGUUUUUUUCUGUUACUAACGUUGCAGAAGUUAUGCCUGGUGCAAUGUCUACCUUGAGCCUUGACGUUAUUCCCAAGUAUCUUCAACUAAUGAAUUUGAGAGAUCCUAAAGCGCAAUGGAUAACUAUGGUUCCAACAACUUAUUUUCCACAAAAUAUGGUUUCAAUGCACAGCCGAAUCAUGUUCUACCUCUGUAAUUUUUUCCAGCCCAAUACCGAAGAUAGUGAUUUUGUCAAAGUGUCUAAUGUCACCUUUUUCGGCAGAGUGGUUGAAUGCGAGGGAUUGUAUGAAACAGUUAGGUACAGAUUUAAAAAUGUGAAAAGAGAUUUUGUUUCAAAAUACAAGCCACUCUUGGGCUUUACAAAAAUGUUAAGUGGAAGCAAAAUGCUCAAGAAAGCAUCCCUUAAAUAUGACAAUUUUCGUCUUCCUUUAGAAGAAUGCAACACAUCUCAAGAGAUGCUGGAAGUUCUGCUGCAUUCAUGUACGGACUUAACGGAGGCAAUGGCGUGUCAUGCAAUUAACACCGGUAUAUCAAUGAUCUGGAAUAUGUUCAUGCUAUAUUUUCUGAAAAAACGCAGAGGAGAAUUAAAUGCUGAUGUUUAUCGAGAUUUUGCAAAACUGGUACAGGCAAAAAGUGACGUUAUAAGUGCCGAUAUACCAGCAGCUAGUGAACGCCUAGCAUAUUAUAUCGGAAAAGAGAAAACGCAAGACGAGUUUAAGAAAAUGAAUGUUAAAGAAAUCAGAGAAUGGCUUGAAAAUUCUCAGACCAUGGCUGGAAACAAAUAUCGAGAAUUUUUGGCUAAGCAUGAACACAGGUGCUUAAAAGAGUUUGACCUCCGAGCGAAACCAUGGGGUAUGGAUCCCGAUCCUCUGAUAAAAUUAUUGAAAAAUUUAGUUGGAAAUGUAUCAUACAAUCCUGAAAUCAGGAAAGAAGACACUGAAAACAUUUUGUCUAAUUUAGGGUUGAACCUUUCACUGAAAUCCAAAUUUUAUUUAAAGAUCUUAAUUCAUUUUAGUCAGAAAGGUGUGCGAGGUAGGGAAGCUGCUAAAUCUAUAUUAAUAAAGUCAUUGAAUGCUUGGCGUAAAGGUUAUUACCAUCUAGCAAAACUGAUGGUAUCAGAAGGCCGAAUUCCGGAUGAAGACCUACUUUUCUUUAUGACAUUAGACGAAAUUAAAGAACUUCUUGAAACUCGAUCUCCGAAGCUUUUGUCAAAGGCAACUCAUAGGCGUAGACGAUAUCCAGUUCUUGAUAAGAACAUAUUUCCUGAAAUUAUGAGUGGAUUUCCGCAGCCCAUAGAUUUGAAAAGUAAUGAAGAUUAUUCAAACGAUGAAAACUUCAGCAUGAAAGGUAAUCCAGUAAGUCCGGGAGUAGCAAAAGCAUUUGCUAGAGUAGCACUGACAUUGGAAGAAGCUGAACUCUUGAAGGCAGGCGAAAUUCUGGUGACUUACAGCACAGAUAUAGGAUGGUCGCCGUAUUUUCCCAUUCUUGCUGGGGUUGUUACCGAAAUCGGUGGACUUAUAUCUCAUGGUGCAGUGGUGAGCAGAGAAUAUGGAUUGCCUUGUAUAGCUGGUCUCCGUGGAGCUACAAGACAAUUUAAAACAGGUGAUUAUGUUUUAUUGGACGGAAACAGAGGUAUUUUACAAAGACUACCAAGACCAGAAAAGCUGGAAGAUUCUACUUAAAAUUUAAUUUUUGAUUACGCUUCCAAUAUUUAUAAACAAAGAAAAAAAUGAAUCCUGUCUUUCUAAAUCAGUAUUUUUAUGCCUAUAAUUUUUUAUAUUUAAUACUCCUUUACACUAUUUUUUGUGCACAUGUUUUGCGUAUUAAAAUGAUAUAUUCUAAGUUUUAAUUAGGGAGAAUACAUAAAGCUAAAAAAUUAUUUUAUUUACUUAUCAACUGUCUUUUAUCU
This is a messenger RNA of Parasteatoda tepidariorum (common house spider), 3279 nucleotides long. RefSeq lists its product as uncharacterized. Lineage: Eukaryota; Metazoa; Arthropoda; Arachnida; Araneae; Theridiidae. Gene Ontology annotation, biological process: phosphorylation. Gene Ontology annotation, molecular function: ATP binding; kinase activity. The record is from RefSeq and is a predicted model, not a curated record.